AGAAAGAAGAGAAGAAAGAGAAGGAGAAAAAGAAGAAAGCAGAAAAGAAGAAAAAGAAGAAGGCAAGGAAGAGACCCCUAAGCAUGGAGGGCUACACUAAAUCAGAAGAAGGAGGAAACAUCCAAAAAAGACCUUGCCUUGAAGAGAAAAGGCCCCUUCAACUGAUGGUCACGAGCUACAGUACCCAUGCCGUGCUGGGUCAGGGCAGUUUUGGCAAGGUAAUGUUGGUAACUUGUUCCAACAAGAGCCAACCUGUAGCCAUGAAGGUGAUAAGCAAAGCCGAGGAUCAAAGAUCGAUUGCCAAGGAGGUGCGAAUACUGAGGAUGGCUUCUGGAUGCCCAUUCCUCUGUCACGCGCAUGCAGCUUUCCAAACAAAGCUGGCUGCAUGCAUUGUGAUGGAGUACGCCAGUGGAAACAGCUUGAAGAAAUUCAUUAAGCGCACAGGGAAACUGAAGAUGGACGCUAUAACAUUCUACACAGCAGAGAUCAUAUGCGGCCUGCAGUUCCUCCACGCCAAUGGGAUUGUCCAUCGGGACAUCAAACUGGGUAACAUCCUGUUGACCGGUGAGGGACACAUAAAGAUCGCCGACUUUGGUUUGGCUGUAGAGGGAAUGUUUGGCCAGAAGAAAGUUGGAGGCAAGGCUGGAACAGUGAAAUACAUGGCCCCAGAGGUGAGUUGCUUUGAAUAA
Xenopus laevis (African clawed frog) is the source of this 689-nucleotide messenger RNA. RefSeq names its product protein kinase C delta type-like. The record is from RefSeq and is a predicted model, not a curated record. Bases 84 to 689 code for a protein of 201 amino acids. NCBI's taxonomy places the organism in Eukaryota, Metazoa, Chordata, Amphibia, Anura, Pipidae. The transcript is spliced from 6 exons.